This is a messenger RNA of Electrophorus electricus (electric eel), 1277 nucleotides long. It is a transcript of the gene jam2b, whose product is annotated as junctional adhesion molecule 2b. Gene Ontology annotation, biological process: leukocyte cell-cell adhesion. NCBI's taxonomy places the organism in Eukaryota, Metazoa, Chordata, Actinopteri, Gymnotiformes, Gymnotidae. The record is from RefSeq and is a predicted model, not a curated record. Gene Ontology annotation, cellular component: tight junction; protein complex involved in cell adhesion; plasma membrane.
GCUUCUUUGGGAAGAAUCGCCAGACUGGAUCGUUUUAAGGAUGGUCGGAAUGCGACAACUUCUGUGUCCCAUUUUUAUGGCCUUGCGGUUGUUUCCAUGCACCAUGUCAAUAACUGUGACAACCAACAUGCCAAAAGUGGAAGUUCAUGAGAACAUGAAUGCUGUACUUUCCUGCGAGUUCCAGACAGAAAAGGACACCAACCCACGUAUUGAAUGGAAAAAGAAAGGGAAGAAUGUCUCCUUCAUUUACUUUGAUGGUGAAUUUAUAGGAUCAUUUAAAGGCAGAGCAAAAAUGGACAGAGCUACGGUGACUCUGCACGAUGUUACCGUGAAAGACUCAGGGAUCUAUCACUGUGAGGUCACUGCCCGACAUGACAAGAUCUGUCUUGGGGAGGUUGCCAUCUCACUCAGUGUUCUUGAACUGGCCCAAGCUCCCUCCUGCCAGGUGCCCGAGACCGCACUGAGCGGCUCGGCGGUGGAGCUCCGUUGUCAAGACGAGCUGAGUGCUCCUUCGGCCGUAUACAGCUGGUUCAAAGACAACAAGCUCCUGAGCAGUGCCCAGCUCCCCGGUGCAGGCUACAGCCUAGACCCCAAAACCGGCACUCUGAAAUUCAAGAGUGUGUCGGCAACAGAUGCAGGGCAGUAUCGCUGUGAGGCCUCCAGUGGAACAGGGGCACCAAAGAGCUGUGCAGCCCAACACCUGAAGAUCAUUGAGUUCGACCUGACAUUAGUGGUAGCAGUGGGGGUAGGGGUUGCUCUCUUUCUGCUCUCAUGCUCUCUGGCCAUUCACCUGUGCUGCUGUCAGGAUUGCUGCUCCCGUUGCCAUAUAAAGAACAAAGGAAAACAGAAAAGAAAUAUAAACAAGCACAGACCCCCACCAGAUCUUAGCCACUACAAGCACACCAGGUCCUUUGUGAUCUGAAGACAUUUUACACUGCACAACAAACACACCUUGGUGGAUGAUGGUGUGUACAUGUAAGCAGGUGCAGUGUGGUGCUGAUCCUAGUAUCUUUACCACACUCUGCUUAUGCCUGAUCAAACGACAGCAAGAAAGAAGCUGUAAGAGUACGCCAUAUACUGAGAAAAGGAAAUUAGAUACCCAAGUGACAUUCUUGCAAUAUAAGUAGGUAUCCCUUUUACCUGGGAGUCUCUUCUAGAUGGCCACAAGUAUAUGAUUGGCCCUCUAGUGGUAAGGGUUUAAUACAGCAACAUUUGAUGAAAUUGUAAGUUACCUGAUAGACUUAAAAGUUUCAUGACACAGCUGGACCACAUUUUUG